GCAUAGUACUAUAAAAUGUGUAGUAUCAAAUUUACGCAGUUUAACCAAAAUGUACAACCAAAAAAAAUUUUUUAUUUCAGGCAUUUCUGGUGAACAUUUUGAUAUUGAAAUAAAUUGUUGCAAACGGUUAGUUUCUAGUUCAAGUCUAAACCAAUAGAAAUUAAAGAUGUCUGAAGAAUUAACUAAACAAACUGAAGAUUUAUCUUUAGAUUCCAAGACUGUUUUUGACAGCAAGGAAGAAUUCACAGCCAAACAUCCUUUAAACAAUAGAUGGACUUUAUGGUAUACUAAACCUCAAGUUCAUAAAUCUGAAAACUGGCAUGAUUUAUUAAAACCAGUGAUUACCUUUUCAUCAGUUGAAGAAUUUUGGGGGAUUUAUAAUUCAAUUCCUGUUGCCAAUCAAUUACCUUUAAAAUCAGAUUAUCAUUUAUUUAAAGAAGGUAUUAGACCAGAAUGGGAAGAUGAAAAAAAUUCUCAAGGUGGUAAAUGGCAAUAUUCUUUUAAUAAUAAAAGAGAUAUUAGUGGUGUUAUUAAUGAUUUAUGGUUAAGAGGUUUAUUAGCUGUCAUUGGUGAAACCAUUGAAGAUGAUGAAAAUGAAGUUAAUGGUAUUGUUUUAAACAUUAGAAAACAAGCUUUUAGAGUUGGUGUUUGGACAAAAGAUUGUGAAGAUUCAAAAUUAACUACUAUUGGUGAAAGAUUAAAGAAAAUCUUACAAUUAAAAGAUGAACAAAAAGUUGAAUUCAUGUCUCAUGAUGCUUCUAAUAAGAAAGGUUCAGAACCUCAAAUUGUUUUAUAAAUUUAAAUGGUUUCAUUUCCUUUCCUUUACAGUUCAAAUUUAUUUUUGUUAAAUUAUCUUUUUUAAUGUCCCAUUAUUUCCAUCAUCAAUUAAACUACAUAUAUAUAUAUCAUAAAUGAUAUUGAUGAUAAUGAUGAUGGAAAUUUUCAUCUUAUGAAGAGAAAAGUAAAACACAACCAUACAUAAAUUUCUUUUCUUCUAUUGUUACAUUAGUAUAUUAUAUUAAAUUAUUUAUUUUAUAUAUAUUUUAUCUAUUAUAUAUAAAUAAAUUU
This is a messenger RNA of Scheffersomyces coipomensis, 1068 nucleotides long. RefSeq names its product translation initiation factor eIF4E (gene EIF4E). Gene Ontology annotation, cellular component: cytoplasm; eukaryotic translation initiation factor 4F complex. Gene Ontology annotation, biological process: translational initiation. The record is from RefSeq and is a predicted model, not a curated record. The transcript is spliced from 2 exons. Lineage: Eukaryota; Fungi; Ascomycota; Pichiomycetes; Serinales; Debaryomycetaceae. The coding region runs from base 167 to 796 and encodes 209 amino acids. Gene Ontology annotation, molecular function: translation initiation factor activity; RNA 7-methylguanosine cap binding.